CUUCUUCAUCCAUCACGGAAAUCGAAUCUAUUCUCCAUCACACGGGCUGUUUGUUUGCCAUCAUAUCCAACUCCCAGCGAGUCAGUCAUUCUUUAAUACACAAAUCACACAUUCGUUCCAGCGACAAUAGGCUAGCCUCCGUCGGUCCACUCGUUAAGCAUUCAUUCAAAGGUCUUCACGGCAAUCCAUCAUCUACCUAAAGUUCGUUCAGCUAUCCAGAAUGCAGUCCAAGUUCACUGUCCUCCUUGCCCUGGCCACGACUGGUCUGGCCCAGACCGUCGUUCAGCUUGCCAAGUCUGUCAUCGACAGCAGCGAUGUGCCUGAAACCUGCCUGCUGCCCUGCCAUAACGCCAUCGUGCUUUCGUCUUCGUGCAGUACAAACACCAACAGCACUAGCGGCUACAACGACUGUAUUUGCAACGACACCCUGGCUCACGUGGAACUGCUUCAGUGCAACUCGUGCAUCUCGUCCGCGAACGAGACAGAUAUUGACUUGGAGACCCAGAUGGUUACCUGCGGGUUCAUUGCCUCGACCACGCAGUCUUCGACUAACAGUACAGGCUCGGACUCGGAUGACUCCGACAGCGCUGCCUCUUAUGCUUCUAUUUCUCACGGCAGCAUGAUCGCCGCACUCUUCGUUGGGUUUGCUGUGCUCUUGUAG
Molecule: messenger RNA, 661 nt
Organism: Pseudomassariella vexata
Lineage: Eukaryota; Fungi; Ascomycota; Sordariomycetes; Amphisphaeriales; Pseudomassariaceae
Exons: 3
Coding region: 221-661 (146 amino acids)
Source: RefSeq, a predicted model, not a curated record